AUGGGUUCCUCAUACCGCACCGAAGACAACGGCAAGAUCUCUGACCUUCCUCAGUUGCACCGCUACAUUACCGGCCACAACGCCGAUGGAAAGGCGGUUGUCCACAGCCAGAACGAUUUCGAGUGGAAGUCCUACGCUGAAGGUGAACUCGCCUUCAGCGUUGCCUACACGACAUCGGAAUUCCCAGUCAACCUCAACAAAGACGCCGACGUGGCGGAGCACACGCGAGUGCUGGAGUCGGGAAACCUCGGGCUGGUCAACCCACGCGGGACGGUUUUUCGCUGCGUGGACUUUGCGCCUGGCUACGCAUGCGGAAUGCAUCGAACGCAAAGCCUCGACUACGGCAUCGUGCUGGAGGGCGAGGUAGACAUGGUGCUUGACAGCGGGGAGGUGCACCCGAUGAAGCGGGGCGACGUUGCGAUUCAGCGGGCGACUCAACACCAAUGGGUCAACAAGAGCAAGACUGAGUGGGCGCGCAUGAUGUUUGUCUUGCAGGAUUGUCAGCCCCUGGUUGUCGGUGGUCAGGAGUACAAGGAGGACUUGGGCACCAACUCGGGCUUGCCGGCCAGUGGAAACUGA
Molecule: messenger RNA, 579 nt
Organism: Neurospora tetrasperma FGSC 2508
Lineage: Eukaryota; Fungi; Ascomycota; Sordariomycetes; Sordariales; Sordariaceae
Exons: 1
Coding region: 1-579 (192 amino acids)
Source: RefSeq, a predicted model, not a curated record